GCACCGACCCACAAACACCCCUUCCCCGCUUCCCUUGAGGUCGCGCAUUCUUCAGCCCGAAAGCGCGGAGCGAGGGCGCAUCGCCGGGACCCGGGCAAGUCUGGCAUAGGAAGGAUCAGGCGCGGGGAUGCUGAUGCUGCCGCUGCCCGCUCGCCCGGAGGAGCCGCCUGCGCCUUGAUGCGUCCGACGCUCCCGGAGACAGGAUGAGGGCCCAGCAAGUCCUCCUGAUCGCCGUCUGCCUCCAUGCGCCGGACCUGCUGGUCAGCACCUCUGAGCGCUGCGAUGACUGGGGGGUCGACACCAUGAAGCACAAGCCGGUGUACAGCGGGGAACCGGCCAAGAUCAAGUGCCCCCUCUUUGUGGCUUUUGUGAAGUACAACUACAGCACUGCCCACUCGGCUGGCUUGACCCUCAUCUGGUACUGGAUCGGGCAGGGCCAGGACCUGGAGGAGCCCAUUAACUUCCGCCAUCCCGACAACCACAUCAGCAAGGAGAAGGACAUGCUCUGGUUCCGCCCGGCACUGCUCAACGACACGGGGAACUACACCUGUAUGCUCAGGAACGCCACCUACUGCAGCAAAAUUGCCGUCCCCUUGGAGGUGGUCCACAAAGACCCCGGCUCCUGCCUCAGCCAAGCGGUCAAGCCAGAAGAGGUCCUCAUGUACUAUGACAGGGUCAAACAGAACCUCACCUGCCCGGAUGUGGAGAGCUUCAUUCCCGCCGGCCUUGAGCCCCAGGUCCGCUGGUACAAGGAGUGCCACCUGAUGAAAUAUGAGUACCAUGAUCGGAUCCCCAAUGGCCUCAACCUCACUUUUGGCAUUGUAGCAGCGUACGAUGGCGAGUACACCUGCGUGGCAAGUUACCGGGAGAACAGCCGGGAUUUUUCCCUGACACGGACGAUGAGAGUCAGGGUGGUAGGAGCACCAGAAAAAUCAACGCCUCCAGUGAUAAUCUCACCAACAAAGCGGAUUGUCUAUGAACUCAAGCCAGGCGAACAACUCUUUCUCCAUUGCGAGGUCACCUUCACGUUCCUGAAGGACUCUCCCCAGGAGGUCUGGUGGGCCAUUGAUGGAAAACACUCGGAUGAUGUCGCCGACUUCAAGUUCAACGUGUCCACCAUGGAGACCCCAUUAUCAAUCGGAGGGACCAAGAUCGAAAAGACCCUGAUUGCGCCCCGCGUGACGGAGAAGGAUUUGAAACGGAAUUUCACGUGCUUCGCGCAGAACAACCGAGGCAUUGUGCACACCCAGGCGGUCGUGAAGAUGAAACCCCCCGUUUUGAGAUACACCGUGGAGCUGGCCUGUGGUCUGGGGGCCACCGUGCUGCUGGUGGUCAUGCUGACGGUCAUUUACCACUUCUACUGGCUGGAAAUGGUCCUCUUCUACCGUGCUCACUUUGGGACUGACGAAACCGUCCUUGACGGGAAGGAAUACGAUAUUUACGUCUCCUAUGCCAGGAAUAUGGAAGAAGAGGACUUCGUGUUGCUGACUCUCAGGGGCGUUUUGGAGAACGAAUACGGCUAUAAGCUGUGCAUUUUCGACCGAGACAGUCUCCCCGGGGGAAUUGUCACGGAUGAAACUCUGAGCUUCAUCCAGAGAAGCCGCCGUCUCUUGGUAGUCCUGAGUCCCAACUACGUCCUGCGGGGCACCCAGGCUUUGCUGGAGUUCAAGGCUGGCCUGGAGAACAUGGCUUCCAAGGGCACCAUCAAGGUCAUCCUUGUCCAGUACAAGCCCAUCAAGAAGAGCAAAGUGAAGGAGCUCCGGCAAGCCAAGACGGCGCUGACCGUCAUUAAGUGGAAAGGGGAGAAGUCCCGUUAUCCCACGGGAAGGUUUUGGAAGGAGCUGUUGGUCGAAUUGCCGGUGAAGAGCAGAACCAAGAACUUUUCAGCGCAACAAGAUCUCAUCAUCCUUUCGCCAAAAGGCAUCUAAGGAAAGGGGAGGCCAGGAACCCAGAGCUGGGCUCGGGAGGAGAGCAGUGGGCUUGUUUUGGGGAGUCUCUGGCAAUCCACGUUCCACCUCUGGCGUGGCGUGGACAGAGGCACCCACCCGAACUGGCCCUAUUUUUAAGGUGCCCCAUCUGCAUUGGAAACCGAGCUGUCCAUCCCGUCUCCUGAAAAUUGCACCACUUGGCUUGCAGGAGGCUGAGGCAAGGCGUGCAAUCUGGGACACCUGUGAGAUUGUAGUAAGGAUGCACCGUAGUGUCAUUUGUUCCCCUUUCACACUUUCGUGGUGUCCCUCAAAUUCUUCGUCCAGAGACGGAAGAACAGAAGUCCACCUGAAGGCCUUUUCAUCUCGGUCCAAAGGGGUCAGUGGAGAAGGCAGGGGCUCUCUUCCUUUGGACACGAAAGCAGCUCUCCAAAGUUGCCCCCAAUGGCCAGAGCGGCCUUCCUCCACCUGAGCUUUUCCAGGUGUGUCGCGUUUCCGUUCCCACAACCGUCCGUUGAUGCAAACUUUCCAAUCCAGACAUGUUCAGGAUUCCGGGCUGGAGACGGGAAACGCUGGCUGGCUUUUGGCCUCCCUUGGCAAAAAAAUCUCACAAUGGCCUGUUGUACUCGGUGUGCAUUGCGAUGAUUCUUGUGCUGAGUGCAGGAAAAUGUGGGGCAGCCCCUUCGCUCUCUAAACCAGCCUGUUGAGGAAGGGGAGAUUUGGGGAUUAUUGACCCCCCCUCCCCAUAAUCCCAGAGCUCCUGUGGGUAACUGCUAGGAUGAGAGGGACUUUUUACUGGAGGGGCUUAACAGCAGUGAAUCUUGAAAGAUCCCCAAGCAGACAGUUGUAAGUCAAGCAGUGGGAAUGCAGGAGUAGUAGAGUAUUAGUAGGGAGGGGGAGGAGGAAGAGGAGGACGAGUGGAAUCUGGAAUGUCACAUUUCUUCUAGGAUGAGAUCUUCCUUUUUUUUCAUCAAGAUGGAGGCAUCAAGUCCAGAAUAUUUUCCCAGUUAUGGAUGAUGCACAAAAUGGAUCUCUUCCUAAACUUUUUUUUUUUUUACAUUUUUCAUGAAAGCAUUUAAUAUUUAAACACAAAAACAACAUUUUGAAUUGCUCAAGAUCCUUUGAAGGACAGAACAGGGGCUCUUUUUCCAUUAGAGAUGAAAGCAGCUCUCCAAAAUUGUCCCAAACGGCCAGAGGGGCCUCCUUGGGACGGACGGUGGUGCCUUGUUGGAAGCGCUGUUGGUUUGAUUUCUGAGUUGGCACAAUGCCAUUUUUCAGAGGUCGGUAAAUGUCAGAAGGGCCAGUCCUGCUCCCAAGCUGGAGCUCUGAGCUUCUGGCCUGGUCGCAUCCGAGCUUGGUCAAGAUUCAGUGGCUGCACUCAGGAGUGGUGGGCGAAGAUUUAUCGGUAGCCGAGCAAGGAGGCUGGAGGGGUAAAUCCCCAUGCAGAAUGUCAAAAAUUAUUAUUAUUUUUUUGUCUUUUGUUCUGCUAACUCCUGGUCUCUGUAUUAUAGUAUUACCGGGUUAGCUAUGGGAUGGUGGCAGAUCUGGACACUCAGCGGAGUGUGUGUGAGUUUUUGUGCAAGAGAGAGAGAAUGAGAGAGAGAAUGAGAGAGAGGGAGAAAGAGAGAAAGAGAGAGAGAAUGAGAGAGAGGGGAAAGAGAAAGAGAGAGAAAAAGAGAGAGAAUGAGAGAGAGGGAGAAUGAGAGAAUGAGAGAGAGGGAGAGGGAGAAAGAGAAUGAGAGAGAGGGAGAGAGAAAGGGAGAGAGAGAGAAUGAGAGAGAAAGAGAAAGAGAGGGGGGAAGAGAAAGAGAGAGAAUGAGAGAGAGAAUGAGGGGGAAGAGAGGGGGGAGAAUGAGAGAAUGAGAGAGAGGGAGAGAGAGAAAGAGGGAGAGAGAGAGAAUGAGAGAGAGGGAGAGGGAGAAUGAGAGAGAAUGAGAGAGAGGGAGAGGGAGAAAGAGAAGGAGAGAGAAAAAGAGAGAGAAAGAGAAUGAGAGAGGGGGAAAGAGAGAAAGAGAGAGAAAGAGAGAGAGAAUGAAAGAGAGGGGGGAGAAAGAGAGAAUGAGAGAGGUAGAGGGAGAAAGAGAGAAUGAGAGAGAGGGAGAGAGAGAAAGAGGGAGAGAGAGAAAGAGAAUGAGAGAGAGAGAUGACAACCCAAAGGGCUUAUUUAGUUCACUGGUGUUCUCUAUCAACUUAAUCCCCUCCUGUUGCCAGCCCCAAAGAUUGUUGGGGUGGGUGGUUAGAGGUGGAAGCCAGGCAGGAAAUCCUGUGAAUCUCAUUCAGAUGUGAAAAUCAAUGAGGAUCAACAGGCUUUAGGGCUAUCUGAACCACGGUGCUCUCCAAGUGAUGGUGAUUUUAUUGCAGACGUUUCAUGAUCCAACUAGGGAACAUCAUCAGUGCUAGAAGGGAGAAGGGGUUGCAGAGAGGAGGAGGAGGAGGGAAAGAACUGGUACUCUCUGAAUUUACUCGUUUGCUUGCAGACAUUUCAUGACCCAACUAGGGAACGUCAUCAGUGCUAGAAGGGAGAAGGGGGUUUGCUCCCUACUUAUACACCGUAGUCUUCUCUGCCAGUGUUGACGGGAGUGUAGUUUCCCCCUUGGUAGCUCCUUGGUGUUUUCUGCUUUUAUUGUUCCACUGGUCUAAUUCCCUGCUUAUUCCUUGAAGAUGUUACCUAAUUGGGUGAUGAGAUGCCUGCAAGAAAACAAGCACAGAGAGUACCACAGGUCUCUUCCUCCAUGUUUACACACAACUUUUAUUUAUGAUAGUUUUUAUUCGUGACAAAUCUGGGGAGGGACUAUUAUUUCUUAUCCUCCCGAAUCCUCCCCUUCCCAUUUGGAUGUGGCCUUUGCACUGAGCUUUAUCAUCCUGCCUUAUUUAUUCUCUUUUUUUAAUGAUUAUUAUUAUAACGGAUUGACACACAAAGGCCUGCUUGCAAAUUCUUUCUCAGUUAGUGGCGAGAGGCCCUUUGGGAGGACGGUCUGCAGGUGUUUGGGCAGGCGGACCUCCCAGGGGCUAAGUCCAUGCUGUCCAGCUGUCCAAAAGUCAAAUCAACCUUGCAAAGAGAGACCACUUUUAAAUCCCAGAUUUGCCUUCUUACAACAGACCUAACCUAGAUGUUAAAUUCACCCAUUUCUCUGGCUAAUCUGGCAAUAAAUUAACCUCUUGUCUCAGAAGCCAAUCAAAUGGGCUGGGUUUGAUUAAGAGGCUAACUCCUCAUAAAACACCACCACCAAAUUGCCGAAGUUGGAGCUGCAUCUGGCGAGAGGAGGGGAGGUCAGCAAGGGGGGGGGGGUUGUCAGCCUUUCACCUGCGUCACCAUUUUACCUUUUAUCAAAACAUUUAUCCGGGUGAUAAAGCAGCAUCUGUUUUGGUCAGCAUGGCAUAGCAUGAAUUGUUCUGGCUUCCUUCUAUAAUUUUAAGUCUUAACAUUUUGGUUUUUAUACAUACUGUUUAUAUAUUUUAAUGUUUUAUUAUAUCAUGGCCUGAGACCCCCUUUGAGGGAGCUGGGUGGUUCAGAAAUUAGAUAGAUAGAUAGAUAGAUAGAUAGAUAGAUAGAUAGAUAGAUAGAUAGAUAGAUAGAUAGAUAGAUAGAUAGAUAGAUAGAUAGAUAUGAUAGACAGACAGACAGAGACACAGAUGGAUAGAUAGAAAGAUGAUAGAGAGAGACAAAUAGACAAACAGACAGAUGGAUGGAUGGAUGGAUGGAUGGAUGGAUGGAUGGAUGGAUGGAUGGACAGAUGAUAGGCAGAGGCAGACAGAGAAGAGAUAAAUAGGCAUAGAUAUAUAGAGGGAGAGAGGGACGGACGGAUGGAGGGACAGAUAGAUAGACAGACAGAUGAUAGACAGAGGCAGGCAGAAAGAUAGAGAUAAAUAGGUAUAGAUGAAUGGAUGGAUAGAUACAGACAGACAGACAGACAGACAGACAGAUAGGUACAAUGCACAUGUGCCUUGCAUAUAAAAUACAGAUAGUCCUCGACUUAUGACCACAAUUAACCCUAAACAUUCUGGUUGCUAAGCACGACAGUUGUUAAGUUGCUUGUUCUUAUUUUUUCCAUUCUCCAUUCUUCUUCCAUUCGUGUCAUUUGCCUCGGAGGUCAACAACAUUGUGUGUUGUGUAAUUUUGAUUCCUUUUUUUGGUUUGGAAUUUUAAUAAAACGCUUCUUUUGAUAACA
This is a messenger RNA of Pantherophis guttatus, 6094 nucleotides long. RefSeq names its product interleukin 1 receptor accessory protein (gene IL1RAP). Gene Ontology annotation, molecular function: interleukin-1 receptor activity. The record is from RefSeq and is a predicted model, not a curated record. Gene Ontology annotation, biological process: signal transduction. Lineage: Eukaryota; Metazoa; Chordata; Lepidosauria; Squamata; Colubridae.